GUCCUUGUUCCCGUUCCCUCGCUCUCUCCCCCCCCUUUCCGUCGCCCUCGCUCUCUCCCCCCCCUUUCCGUCGCCCUCGCUCUCUCCCCCCCCUUUCCGUCGCCCUCGCUCUCUCCCCCCCCUUUCCGUUGCCCUCGCUCUCUCCCCCUCCUUUCCGUCGCCCUCGCUCUCUCCCCCUCCUUUCCGUCGCCCUCGCUCUCUCCCCUCCCUUUCCGUCGCCCUCGCUCUCUCCCCUCCCUUCCCGUCGCCCUCGCUGUCUCCCCUCCCUUCCCGUCGCCCUCUCUCUCUCCCCUCCCUUUCCGUCGCCCUCGCUCUCUCCCCUCCCUUUCCGUCGCCCUCGCUCUCUCCCCUCCCUUCCCGUCGCCCUCGCUCUCUCCCCUCCCUUCCCGUCGCCCUCUCUCUCUCCCCUCCCUUUCCGUCGCCCUCGCUCUCUCCCCUCCCUUUCCGUCGCCCUCGCUCUCUCCCCUCCCUUUCCGUCGCCCUCACGUUCUCCUCUCAUUCCACCAACACCAAUGACCCUCCUAUCUCCCUACCAUUCCGCGGGUUUUGCCCACGCAUCUCUCAUUUCGCGUCCUCGUUUCUGUUGACUAUCUUUCUCUUUGCUCGUCCCCUGAUAUUCUCUGUUUUCCGCUUCUUGUUUUUCUCAUGUUGUCAUUGCCGCCCUAGCAGGGACAUGCUCUAA
Closterium sp. Naga37s-1 is the source of this 682-nucleotide messenger RNA. Lineage: Eukaryota; Viridiplantae; Streptophyta; Zygnematophyceae; Desmidiales; Closteriaceae. The record is from the annotation of a GenBank genome assembly.